Messenger RNA from Oncorhynchus mykiss (rainbow trout), 4302 nucleotides. RefSeq names its product acetoacetyl-CoA synthetase (gene aacs). The record is from RefSeq and is a predicted model, not a curated record. Gene Ontology annotation, biological process: positive regulation of insulin secretion; lipid metabolic process. Lineage: Eukaryota; Metazoa; Chordata; Actinopteri; Salmoniformes; Salmonidae. Gene Ontology annotation, molecular function: acetoacetate-CoA ligase activity.
UUUACAGUUUGUAUGUAAUAAUCAUGCACAAUUCGAGGAUAUUGGUUAGAUAUCACACUGGUUUAACACUAAAUUGAUUUAUUAUGGAAGAAAUAGAUUGCGUCUUUAAGCGGAAGGAUACUUUGUGUUAUUGUGACAGCCGCGUCACCUCACGGUGGGAGGGAUCUUUACUGGCUUUAUCCUUGCAGCUUGUCCGCAUGGAAUGACAGUCCAAUCUGGCCUUCUGUCUCAUACUCAUUCUUGGAAGUGUGCUGCCUGUUUUAGCUACAGUAGCUAGCUUGCUAUAAAGGACGACAGACUAAUUUUUUAACGGAGGCGACAACAACAAUGUCAAAAGACACCGAACGUAUGAGCGAGAAGAUAAUGGAGUCGAAGGUAUUAUGGUACCCAGACUCAAAGAAGAACACACAGAUGGACAGAUUCAGGACACAGGUGAACAGAGACUUUGGGCUUAAUCUAGCCAACUACAAUGACCUGUACCAGUGGUCUGUGGAGAGCUACCCUGAGUUCUGGGCUGAGGUGUGGCGUUUCUGUGGGGUAAUAAGCUCCAGGAUGUAUGAGGAGGUGGUGGAUAUCUCCAAGAGGAUAUCGGACGUCCCAGAGUGGUUCAAAGGAAGCCGCAUGAACUAUGCUGAGAACCUGCUAAAGCACAAAGACCAGGACAAGGUGGCCCUCUAUGCUGCUACCGAGGAAAAUGACGAGAUCACCAAGGUGACUUUCGGGGAGCUGAGGCGAGAUGUGGCGCUGUUCGCCGCCGCCAUGAGGAAGAUGGGUGUCGGGACUGGCGACAGAGUCGUAGGCUAUCUACCCAAUGGGAUCCAUGCGGUGGAGGCCAUGUUGGCUGCGGCCAGCAUCGGGGCCAUCUGGUCGUCCACAUCUGUGGACUUUGGCGUCAACGGUGUGUUGGACAGGUUCUCUCAGAUCCAGCCAAAACUCAUCUUCUCAGUUGCAGCGGUGGUGUACAACGGCAAACAGCACGACCACAUGGAGAAACUACACAGUGUGGCCAAAGGACUGCCUGAUCUCCAGAAGGUGGUUGUCAUUCCCUACGUACGAAGCAAACAAGACACGGAUCUUUCCAGGAUCCCUAAUAGUGUGUAUCUGGAUGACUUUUUGGCCACAGGGAAGGAGGGGGACCAGGCCCCUCAGCUGGAGUUUGAGCAGCUGCCCUUCUCUCACCCCCUGUUUAUCAUGUACUCCUCUGGGACCACCGGAUCCCCCAAGUGUAUGGUGCACUCGGCAGGGGGGACUCUUAUCCAGCAUCUAAAAGAGCACGUUCUCCAUGGCAACGUGACCAGCAGUGACGUCGUCAUCUACUACACCACGACGGGCUGGAUGAUGUGGAACUGGCUGGUGACGUCGCUGGCCAUAGGGGCCUCUGUGGUUCUGUACGACGGCUCACCUCUCAUGCCCACACCCAACGUCCUCUGGGACCUUGUGGACCAAUUGGGCAUCACUAUUUUUGGGACCGGGGCAAAAUGGCUGGCUGUUCUGGAGGAGAGAGAUCUGAAGCCUGCGAACACACACGCGCUGCAGACCCUGCACACCAUCCUGUCCACGGGCUCUCCCCUGAAGCCCCAGAGCUAUGAGUACGUAUACCGCUGCAUCAAGAACAACGUGCUGUUGGGCUCCAUCUCAGGAGGAACAGAUAUUGUGUCCUGCUUUAUGGGCCAGAACGUGACGGUCCCCGUGUACAGAGGAGAGAUUCAGACACGGAACCUGGGCAUGGCUGUGGAGGCCUGGAGCUGUGACGGAAAGCCAGUGUGGGGGGAGAGUGGAGAGCUGGUGUGUCUGAAGCCAAUCCCCUGUCAGCCCACCCACUUCUGGAACGACGAGAAUGGGAGCAAAUACCACAAGGCUUACUUCUCUUCCUUCCCAGGUGUUUGGGCCCACGGGGACUACUGUAAAAUCAACCCAAAGACAGGAGGAGUUGUCAUGCUUGGCAGAAGCGAUGGAACUUUGAACCCCAACGGCGUGCGUUUUGGGAGCUCGGAGAUCUACAACAUUGUGGAGGCAUUUGAGGAAGUGUCCGACAGCCUUUGCGUUCCACAGUACAAUGGGGACGGUGAGGAGCGAGUGAUCCUGUUCCUGAAGAUGACGCCCAACCAGUCCUUCGGCCCGGAGCUGGUACACAAAAUUCGCGGAGCCAUCCGGAAAGCCCUCUCCGCACGCCACGUACCAGCGCUGUUCCUGGAGACCAGAGACAUUCCUUACACCCUCAGUGGGAAGAAGGUGGAGGUGGCUGUGAAGCAGGUGAUCGCUGGGAGGGAGGUGACCCAGCGAGGGGCCUUCUCCAACCCGGACUCCCUUGACCUCUACAAGAACCUGCCAGAGCUCCAGAACUUCUGAGAACUUCUACAGUACACAUGGAAAAACAAAAAACGAGGAGAGAAAAAAAAAAGACUGUUUCCCCCAGAAACUCUUGUCCAGUGGAAAAGGAGAGGAGCUGGGUCAUUGGGUACAGGCCAUUGAAUGGUGGCCCUGGUUUCUCUUCCGCCUCUAACUCUUCAGUGACCUCCUGACCUCACCUGGCCAUCCCAUUGGCUCCCUCUGGGUUCAGGACUGACCAAAAAAAAAGAAUAAAAAAAGGAAUCCAGAGAAAUGCGACGUACUAACAUCCCCCAUUGCCCUUUUGGGAAUGCCUUUGCUUUGGCUUGUGUACAUUUCUAGCUAUUCCUCUUUUACGGGACUGGAGAUGUGCUUCUCACUGUUGUGCUUGUGGUGUUAACGUCGUGGCCUAACUUAUUAUGAUAAAACGAAGGUGAGUAAGUAUGGACCUGCCAAUGGGACCCAGGUGUUAAAGAACGUUGCCUUUUUGUUUUUAUAGCUUUAUUGCUAUAAAGGGAUGAGGGAGUAAUGGUGUUGAAAGAUCAUUUUGAUCACAUUUUAACUUUACUGUUACCUUUUUUAAAAAUGAACACAGCCAGUCAAUCUUCAAAACAGAGUUAAAAAAAAUUAAUAAAUAGCAUCCCGUCCCACUUAACACAUUGUAGUCGUGCCCACCUGCUAGUCCCACCCACACAAACGUUGUUAAGUUUGUUGCAAAGAAGAGCGUGGACUUGGUUAUUAUUACUCUGGCUAUUCACCUGUAUUUAUGGCAGCUCCUCAGUGGGUGGAAGAGAGACGCUCUUUUCCAAAUGCCCAAUGAAAUGGCUGUGAUGAAUACACAGCAGAUUUUUAGGCAAUUAACAAGCCCCCUAGAGACUUCCUGGUUUUAUGUUAUUACGGCGAUCACAGCUGAGCUGGUAUUAUACUGUAUUGGGGUUUCCCCCCCCCCACCAUAGAGUAAGGCUUUGUUGUUUAACUCUAAAAUAGAUUUUUAGACACUACUGAACGCUAGUCAUUGGCACUGAGAUGUUCCUUGAUCUGUUUUUAUUUUUUUAGUUGUGUCGUCAGUUUAGAUUAAAACGUGUGUUUUAGUUGCAUGUCUCCAAACAGCUUUUCUUAUCUCUUGUUGUGGUGAGCCAUGAAAUCACCUCAGUUAGACAAACACUAUUGAUGGUGGUGUUGUGCUGUAGUCAGUUGACCAAUCACUACACUAAUUCUACAUACAAUAGUCAAAUCAUCGGUUUUCCUUUUAUAAAACUGACCCAUCACUGCAGCCGUUUCAACCAAUCACCACACAUUUUGGCACGUAGUGUUUCAAUCAAGCCACACGUCAACAAACGUUUUUCCCUCGUCAGCGUAUUUUCACCACAAGUUAGACAACGUCGUGGACAGUUACUGAUAUGGACAUCGUUCCAAAGUGACCUCGACGGAGACGGAGUUGGGUUUAAGACCCUCGUAAAUUGUGUUUAGGGUGGGGGAGCUUUCAUGGUUUUACUACAGGGUUUUAUUCUCUGUUUAGGGAAUCAACUAAGCACUUAGGUCACAAAACAUUCAUUCUCUUUGUCUACGUCCCAAAUGCCGUCCUAUAAUAAUGCUCUACAUUUGACCGGGAGUUUUAGAGUGCCAUUUGGGACGGAACCCUCCGUCAGAUUCACAUUCCUGAGAAUAUUCCAUUUUAGUCUUCUUUCAUCUGGUUUCACUUCUGUUGUACCUUCCUCCAAGAAACAUAUCAUGUCUAUUUGAAUGCAUUCAUUUCCUCCUAGUCUGUUUCAUAUAUUUUAAGGUACAGACUUUUUUAAAUUUAAUGUGUUUUUGCAUAAACAAUUAUAUUGGUCCAUGUAUGAUGAAUGUGUCAUUGACUGUGAUACAGUAUAUGGAGAUAUAGAUACGGAUAUGUAAUGUGUUCUUGUACCGUGAACUACUUUGCAUUGUCCCUGUAAACAAUAAAUGGACAAAGCUGCAUAUUCUAUUCAA